This is a messenger RNA of Stylophora pistillata, 1017 nucleotides long. RefSeq lists its product as uncharacterized. The record is from RefSeq and is a predicted model, not a curated record. Lineage: Eukaryota; Metazoa; Cnidaria; Anthozoa; Scleractinia; Pocilloporidae.
AUGUCACAGAACUUCACAGGGGAAUCGGGUAAACUUUAUCGAAACACAACCAAAAUCCUCCACCCUCACCAGGGGAAAACAAUUACCAGUCCUUUAUCCGUUUAUCAAAUUUGCAGAAGAAUAUCUGCAUCCGCCAGCGAUAGCCUCUGGCACCAUAUCUGUGUUUCCUGGGAAGGAAAUUCAGGAUCAUGGAAAUUCUACAUCGAUGGAGAUAUGAAGGAUCAGGGUACAAACCUUGGGAAGGGCCGUGUGAUAAAUCCAGGUGGUAUCUUGAUGCUGGGUCAAGAACAAGACUCAUUUGGAGGCGAGAUCUCGCAUUCUCAGUCCCUUCAAGGGAUGCUUUCAAACGUUAACAUAUGGAAUGUAUCACUUUCUUCUAAACAAGUGAGAGAGAUGUCACAAAUGUGUCUACUAGAUGAAGCUCCCAAUGACAGAGUGCUUCAAUGGCUGGAUUUCGUUAAUGGAGCUCGUAAAGGUGGAGUAAGGCUGGUGAAAACAUCUCCUUGUAAGAUAGAGAAAACGUGUCGCUGUCCCAAAAAGAUAUACGUGAACUGGGUGAAACUUCCGCAGCUUUGUGUCACUCAAAGCACAGAAAAAAGCAAAGUACCCGGGGGACUUUUCCCUAAACUGGUUUGCGACAUGAUACGUCACGUUUGUGGCACAUGUCAUCAACAUAAAAGAACUGAAAUUAUCUUCAAUCAAGUUAACGGGAGUUUUGAAGAUAUGACUGGUGUACACAAUGAACAUAUACAUCUGAAUAUGCCUAUUACGAUACUGCCUCAAGUACCUAUCUCAGGGGAGGGGUGGAGACUUUUGCCCGUAGUGGAGGUACCAGGGUUUGCACUUGUCACGAGGAAGCCCAGUGUAAACACAUUUGCAGUUAUUCUGCAAUCAUCUGUCCUAAGUUGCUGGCCUCUUUUUGCCAUGAUGCUUACGAUGCAGUUCAUGUUUGGAUUGGCGGUCUGGGUUGUGGUGAGUAAAGUUUUUGCCCUUUUCAUUCCCAGAUCUCCUUGGUAA